Stomoxys calcitrans (stable fly) is the source of this 1550-nucleotide messenger RNA. RefSeq names its product alkaline phosphatase 4 (gene Alp13). NCBI's taxonomy places the organism in Eukaryota, Metazoa, Arthropoda, Insecta, Diptera, Muscidae. Gene Ontology annotation, molecular function: alkaline phosphatase activity. Bases 29 to 1435 code for a protein of 468 amino acids. The transcript is spliced from 3 exons. Gene Ontology annotation, biological process: dephosphorylation. The record is from RefSeq and is a predicted model, not a curated record.
GUCAUAUUGUCAUAGUUGUCUUACCACCAUGCAACCCAACAAGAGUACGGUGAAAAGUGUAAUUAAAUUAAAAUCAACACAAAUCUUCAUAGUGGCCGGUACGGUGCUGAUGACAAUGGCCAUAUCAUUGAUAUGCAUUGGUUUGACCGUGCGCUAUGAAGUCAUUACUGAUACUGUGGAUGCUGGAAGUAUUCCAUAUUGGUCAAUGGAUCUGCCACCGGAACAGGAAGAAUGGUUUCAAAGAGGCAUUGAAGAUUUGCGCUUAACCUCGAAGGGUACACAGUUUGAACAUGGAAAGGUGAAAAAUGUGUUGGUGUUUCUGGCAGAUGGUGUGACCACAGAUAUGUUGGCAGGAGCAAGAUUUGGAGAACAAGCAAAUGUAAAGGAUUUUAUAUGGGAUUCAUUUCCCCAUUUAGGAGUACUGAAAAGCAGCUGUGGUUUUAUGUAUGAUUGCGAUAUUUUCACCAUUGGAACCGCACUCUUCGGAGGUGUACAAACCCAGCCAGGUCUGGGAGGCCUUGACAAGCGUGUUCAAUGGCAAAACUGCAGUCAAGCCAAUGAGAAAAAAUACCAAGUCCGUAGUAUUCUGGAACAGGCCCAAAACGCCAAUCUGCGCACUGGAUUUGUAACCACAAAAAGAGUAACCAGUGCCCCCCUAUCCGCCUUAUAUGCCCAUACCUCGGACACCAAAUGGGAAUGCGAUGCUAGUAUGCCCAAAGAGAAACUUCUUAACAAUGAAUGUCAGGAUGUAGCCACACAAUUAAUGACUGGCCAGACAGGACAACAACUAAAUGUCAUAAUGGGUGGAGGAGCACAAACUUUAGUCUCACGUCCACCCAAUGACACUGAUGUAGAUGCGUCAGCAUGUGAUUCUAAGGAUAAACGAAAUCUUUUGCAGGAUUGGAAAUCUCUAAAAAUAGAAACUGGUGCAAAUUUUAAAAUGCUUGAGACGAGUAAAGAUUUAAAGAGAUUCAAUGGCGCUACUCGGGAUUUUGUGACGGGAAUUUUUGCCAAUGGCAAUUUGGUACAUCGUGAACCUGGUCUCAAGAAAUUAGUUUCCAAGUCAAUAGAGGUUUUAACCCGACCUGAUGUGGGUUAUGUUUUGGUGGCUGAGACAAAAGCUGAAGGUUCAGGCAUCAGAGCUUUUCAGGAUACUUUAAUGGAACUCAAUGAAACUAUUGCAGAGACAAUUGGAGAUGAAAGUUUUUCCACCGAAGACACAUUGGUAUUGGUUGCAUUCAUGGAUUUUACACAAUCAUCUAAAGACCCCGUAGUCCCUGCCGAUAUUCUGCUAUUUGCCAAGGGACCCAAUUCGCAUUUGUUCCAUAGCAUACACGAGAUGACCUAUUUGGCUCAUGUAGUUUCUUAUUCCUUAAAAAUGGGACCAUUUCGGGUGGCAAACAAACUCCAGAAAAGAACACACAGCAACGACUAAAGAUGUAAUAACAGUUUGUGUUGAUUUUAUUCGAUUGUAAAUUUUUCAAAUAUUUGGCUAACAAUAAUUAUUUUAAAUAAAGUGACCUUAACUACACACAUUCGUACAGACAGAA